AUGAGUCAUAAAAGAGAUAGAGAUGAUAAGGAUAAGAAACAAAAGUUCAGACCUGGUGGACAUGUUGGAAAGGAACAAAGAGAGUACUUUAUAAAGGCAUUCGAUGAGGUUAGAAACCUUGGUGCUACACAAUUCGACGUCAAGGAGAAGAAGACAUUCGCUCGUCAGAAACUCGUCGCACAGGGAAGGAAGGUGGCCAGACAUCCACAGCCUCUAAAGGACUCAUUAAGCAGGCGCAAGAAAGAGAAGAAGAUCUAUGAACGCGAUGUAUUAAAUGCUGCAGCCAAUGGAGAUACUAUACCAAAGAAGCCUUCGAUGAUGAAGAAGAAUGAUGAGGAGAAGAAGGAUCGUGGACUGACAAUGAAGAAUGGCAGGUUCGCAGAUGGCAUGCAUUACCUUUCAAAGAACGAUGUCAAGAAUGUAUAUACAAAGAAGGAGAAGAAGAGGUUCUAA
Molecule: messenger RNA, 453 nt
Organism: Acytostelium subglobosum LB1
Lineage: Eukaryota; Evosea; Eumycetozoa; Acytosteliales; Acytosteliaceae
Exons: 2
Coding region: 1-453 (150 amino acids)
Source: RefSeq, a predicted model, not a curated record